UUGUCGUCAUGCGCUCUCCCAUCGUUGCUGGAAUGGCUUCCUGUUUUGUCUCCAGUGUUAUUCCUCUCUGAAAGAUGGAAUAUUGUUUACUUUCUUUAACACGUUUUUCUAAAAACCACCACCGUGAGCGGGCCGACAGGCCGCUGCGACCCGGACAGAGAGAGCCUGAGGACGGCAUACCAGCGCUGUCAGAGGGCUCACCAUGCUGUUAUCACAGCUACCUGAGGAUGUUCUCUACCAGAUCUUGUCUUGUUUGGACUACAAGUCUCUCUGUCGCCUCUCUCAAGUCUGUAAAAGGAUUUACUACUAUGUGAAUCGGGACGUUGUGUGGAGGAAGAUUGCCAAAGAGUUUUUAAACACUGGAAUUACUCGGAAUGGGACGGACAUAUAUCCCCACAUCCCACUGAAGGAGAGAGUGAAAGUUGCACAAAACUGGUACGGUGGAGUCUGCAGGAGAGCGAUUCUUCUCAAAUGGAAAACCAAACUGCUACCAUGGUUGCAGCUGGAUGGGGACAUUCUGUUUCUGUCUCAAGCUGCUGAGAUUGGAGCAUAUUAUCAACGCCAAGACUCCAGGAAACUUCAACGUAAUCCAUUUGAAAUCUACUCAGGCCACAAGGGCGACGUGUGUCGCUUCGUUCUCACAGAGUCUGACCUGAUAAGUGGAGGAAGUGAUGGCAAGAUCCUGGUCCACAGCAGGAAGAGUGACACGUCCAUGGAGUUAUCUGGUCACAACCAGGAGGUCAACUGUCUGGACUCUAAGGACGGACUCAUCAUCAGUGGCUCCAGAGACCGAACGGCCCGGAUUUGGACUUUGACUUCCAGCUGCACCAGAAACAUAAUUCCUAUGUACGACAGAGUGUGGUCUGUCGCUAUCAGUCCUGCACUGAGCUCCUUUGUGACGGGCACUGCAUGCUGUGAGAACCUCUCCCCUCUCCGCAUCUGGGAUGUUGAGCGGUCGGAGUGCGUGUGCAGUCUUGGCUCACAGUUCCGUCGUGGGGCCGGCGUGUUGGAUAUGGUGUUCGAGUCUCCUUUCCAGCUCUUCACCUGUGGUUAUGAUACCUUCAUUCGACUGUGGGACCUCCGGCUCAGCCCCCGGAAGUGUGUGAUGGAGUGGGAGGAGCCUCAUGAUAGUGCUCUUUACUGCAUCCAGACAGAUGGAAAUCACAUGAUUGCUAGCGGCUCCUCGUACUACGGUGUUGUUCGGUUGUGGGACAAACGGCAGAGUGAAUGCCUGCAGUUCUUCCAGCUGAGCUCCGACCCGGUGAGCAGCCCGGUGUACUGCCUGAGGUUCAGCAGCUCUCACCUGUACGCCGCCCUGGCCACCUCCCUCCACUCGAUGGACUUCAGACAGAACCCAAUCUGCAUCAGAUGAUCCACACAGAAUCUCUCUUUAAAGUAAUUUGUGCAAUAAAGCUGUCUAUUUUCACAAUAAACUUUGUCACAUUUUCAAAGGAA
This is a messenger RNA of Cheilinus undulatus (humphead wrasse), 1455 nucleotides long. It is a transcript of the gene fbxw4, whose product is annotated as F-box and WD repeat domain containing 4. NCBI's taxonomy places the organism in Eukaryota, Metazoa, Chordata, Actinopteri, Labriformes, Labridae. The transcript has 9 exons. Gene Ontology annotation, cellular component: SCF ubiquitin ligase complex. Gene Ontology annotation, molecular function: protein binding. Gene Ontology annotation, biological process: SCF-dependent proteasomal ubiquitin-dependent protein catabolic process. The record is from RefSeq and is a predicted model, not a curated record. Bases 203 to 1372 code for a protein of 389 amino acids.